AUGCCCUGGGCCACCACCAUGCAGGGCAGGGCACGCAGGCCCCCACCCGAGCAGCACAGGCACUGUGAGGGCUGCUUCAACCGCCACUGCCAUGCUCCUGUGGAGCCCAAGAUCUCCUGCCUGGUGAUAAGCUGCCACCUGCUCUGUGGUGCUACCUUCCACAUGUGCAAAGAGGCAGAGCACGAGCUCCUCUGCCCGUUAGAGCAGGUUCCAUGCCUCAACUCCCAAUAUGGCUGCCCCCUUUCCAUGUCCCGCCACAAGCUGGCCAAGCACCUGCAGGCGUGCCCUGCCAGCGUGGUCUGCUGCUCCAUGGAGUGGAAUCGCUGGCCGAAUGUGGACUCUGAAACCACCCUUCAUGAGAACAUCAUGAAAGAGCCCCCCAGUGAGGAGUGUUUGGACACAGCCCUGGCCCUGCAGGACCAGAAGGUCCUUUUCAGAUCUUUGAAAAUGGUAGAACUUUUCCCAGAAACUAGAGAGGCUGCUGAGGAGGAACCAGAUGUGAAUGGGGAAGCCAGCUUGGAAGACAUGGGGGGAGCGGUGGGUGGAGUGGGUGCCGGUUUGGUACCCCACAGUUGCCUGCCAGCAACUAAUGGGGACGCCGCAGAACUGACUCAAGAAGAGCGAGAGGCGUUAGCCAAAACCAAAGAAGGGAUGGACCUGCACAAGUUUGGCCAGUGGGAAAACAUGUUCAGCAAAGAGCAUGCAGCAUCUGCUUUAGCAAAUUCAUCAGGAAGCUGCGAGAGCAAGAGCAGGAAUGGCCCAGGGGAAGAGCAGAUUUCUAGAGGCAACGUGGCAAAGGGAGAGGGCACUGCCAACGGGAAGGAACCACAGGACCUUCACACAGUCAUGGAAACGACAGGGCUUGCCCCUUGGCAGGAUGGUGUUCUGGAAAGACUGAAAACAGCUGUGGACGCCAAGGACUAUAAUAUGUAUCUAGUGCACAAUGGGCGGAUGCUUAUUCACUUUGGUCAGAUGCCGGCUUGUACGCCUAAGGAGAGAGACUUUGUUUAUGGCAACCUUGAGGCUCAGGAAGUCAAGACGGUUCACACCUUCAGAGUUCCUGUGAGCUACUGUGGAAAGCGAGCUCGAAUUGGAGAUGCCAUGUUGAGCUGUAGGCCGAGUGAGCACAAGGCAGUGGAUACUUCAGAUCUGGGCAUCACUGUGGAGGACCUGCCAAAAUCAGAUCUCAUCAAGACUACCCUCCAGUGUGCUUUGGAAAGAGAACUCAAAGGUCACGUCAUCUCUGAAUCCAGGAGCAUUGAUGGACUGUUCGUGGAUUUUGCCACCCAGACGUACAACUUUGAGGCAGAACAGUUUUCCGCUGGAACGGUGCUGGCUGACCUAACCACCGCCAGUCCCAGGGGACUCCACGUGGAGCUCCACAGUGAGUGUGUGACCAGGAGACACAACAAGAGCAGCUCUGCUUUCACUUUCACUUGCAACAAAUUCUUCAGGAGGGAUGAAUUCCCCCUGCACUUCAAGAACGUUCACACAGACAUUCAGUCAUGUAUCAAUGGCUGGUUCCAGCACCGAUGCCCCCUCGCCUACUUGGGAUGUACAUUUGUCCAAAACCAUUUCCGCCCCCCAGGGCAAAAGGCAAAAGUCAUCUAUAGUCAGGAGCUCAAGACCUUUGCCAUCAAGCCAGAGGUUGCUCCAGAGCUGAGUGAGGGAAAGAAAAACAAACAUCUCUCAGGUCACAGAGGAAAAAGCCAGAACGGUCUAACCAGCCUGCCCCUGGAGAUUUUGCAGUACAUUGCUGGGUUCUUAGACAGCAUCAGCCUGUCCCAGCUCUCCCAGGUGUCCGUGCUGAUGAGAAAUAUCUGUGCCACUUUGUUACAAGAGAGAGGGAUGGUCCUUCUGCAGUGGAAGAAGAAGAGGUAUUCCCAUGGAAGAAGCUCCUGGAGAGUCCACAGAGAGAUCUGGCAGUUCAGCAGUCUCUUCUCCAAAAUCAAGAGCUGGGAGUUUAAUGAAGUCACCUCCAUGUCUGAGCACCUGAAAGCCUGUCCCUUCAACAUUGUAGAGCACAAAACUGACCCGGUUCUUUUGACCAGCAUGUGUCAGCCCCGUGAACAGGCCCCAGAGAGCUUGGUCUCCACCUUUAGAGCCAGAGCCCGAGGAAGAUACGCCUCCUAAAGAUGCAGAUGCCACCAUUCUCGGGUUUCUCCUUGGAGUUGCUGAAAGUAGGACAGAGUAUGGUUUUGAAGAUUCCCUUCAGUAAACUGCAUGUUUCCUUAUCAGGGUGUAUUGGACAUGCAAUGU
Otolemur garnettii (small-eared galago) is the source of this 2259-nucleotide messenger RNA. It is a transcript of the gene FBXO40, whose product is annotated as F-box protein 40. The transcript is spliced from 3 exons. Gene Ontology annotation, molecular function: zinc ion binding; protein binding; ubiquitin protein ligase activity. Lineage: Eukaryota; Metazoa; Chordata; Mammalia; Primates; Galagidae. The record is from RefSeq and is a predicted model, not a curated record. Gene Ontology annotation, cellular component: cytoplasm. The coding region runs from base 1 to 2133 and encodes 710 amino acids.